Pleuronectes platessa (European plaice) is the source of this 1019-nucleotide messenger RNA. RefSeq names its product PRKR interacting protein 1 (gene prkrip1). The record is from RefSeq and is a predicted model, not a curated record. Lineage: Eukaryota; Metazoa; Chordata; Actinopteri; Pleuronectiformes; Pleuronectidae. Gene Ontology annotation, cellular component: nucleolus. Gene Ontology annotation, biological process: negative regulation of protein kinase activity. Bases 126 to 686 code for a protein of 186 amino acids. The transcript has a single exon. Gene Ontology annotation, molecular function: double-stranded RNA binding; protein kinase inhibitor activity; protein kinase binding.
AUAUUUUUCUUGAGAGGAAAGACAAUAUUAUAAAAGUAAAAGACAGUUAUUUCCGGGUGACGGAAUCCCUCAAGAGCUUCCGGUUCACUUCAGCUAGCAGGAAGUAAAGCGCAGUCGUUUGAAAGAUGGCGGCGCACACGCAAAAGAACAACAAGCCGGGGAAAGCGUCGGGGAAGGCGUCUCAGCCUCUGAUAAUCGCCAAAACCCCGGCGGAGGAGCAGCGUCUGAAGCUUGAGAGGUUGAUGCGAAACCCGGACAAGCUCGCUCCAAUCCCAGACCGACUUAAAGAAUGGAACCCGCGGGCUCCGCCGGAGUUCGUCCGGGACGUGAUGGGCUCCAGCGCCGGCGCGGGCAGCGGCGAGUUCCACGUUUAUCGUCACCUCCGCCGCAGAGAGUACCAGAGACAGGACUUCCUGGACAAGGUGGCAGAUAAGCAGGACAAGGACGUGGAGUAUCUGGACAAGGUGGAGCAGAACAAGCAGGCGGCCGACGAGAGGACGGCCAAGCGCCGGAAGAAGCGCGAGAAGAUGAAGGAGAAGAAGCUCAUGGCGAAGAAGGCGAAACUAGAAGGUGACAAUAAGACGGAAGACGGCGCCGAUAAGAGCUCAGACGAAAGUGAAGAGGAUGAGGACCGAGAGGCUGAAGAUGAUGCGGAGGCUCCGAGCUUCAUCAUGGGGAAGAAAUAAGUGUGCCCUGCGGCUGAGAAGAACCCAAGAGACCAAGGGAAAAGACAAAGACAAUUCAGUGGUGGACCCUGCGUUGCCACAGGAAUGUUUGGACUGUCUACUUUAAGAGACAAGACCCCACAAUAGUCGUCAGUGUCCCAGUUUGAAAGAAAAGAUGUUGACUCUUCUGAUUCUUUUUGUUAUCAAUCGAGUGUUAGAUCACACAUUUCGGCUAAUAGUCAUAUUUAGGGAUUUCAAUGAUUUGCUGAAGUAGGAUUGUUGGGAAUUUUGUAAUCUUCUAUAUUGUUUGCAACGUUGUCAAUGUUUUUAAUAAAAAAGUCACCAUGUACAUAA